Messenger RNA from Parnassius mnemosyne (clouded apollo), 312 nucleotides. NCBI's taxonomy places the organism in Eukaryota, Metazoa, Arthropoda, Insecta, Lepidoptera, Papilionidae. The record is from the annotation of a GenBank genome assembly.
AUGAAAACAAUAUACUACAUUUUGCUUUGCUCGUUCGGACUGCUCCCGAUAAUUGGGGCACGGAUGCACGAUUACGUAAGAGACGGCCGUGAUGACCUGGGUCCAUUUCCUUCUAAUUUAAUGAAUGUACCCUAUUAUUGCUAUCAAGUACCUUCGAAAGGCCCAUGUGGGAAAAUGUAUAAAUCCUGGUUCUUCGAUAUAGUAAGAAGGAAAUGCAUGCCGAUGUUUUAUUCUGGUUGUGGUGGAAAUGAAAAUAGAUUCAACAGUGAAACGUUGUGUAUGAUUAGUUGCGGUCGAAUGAGAACCAUUUAG